Medioppia subpectinata is the source of this 1107-nucleotide messenger RNA. NCBI's taxonomy places the organism in Eukaryota, Metazoa, Arthropoda, Arachnida, Sarcoptiformes, Oppiidae. The record is from the annotation of a GenBank genome assembly.
AUGGGUCCGUCCACUGCCAAGAAUGCAACCAAAUUGAGACAACACCUGACGGACAGCUGUUCAGCAGUUCCCGAAUCUCUCAAACACGGCUUAGACUCCGGUUCGGGCGCCGCAACUGAUGGUUACAAACCGUCUCAAACUUCUUUUUACAAAGUGAUGGAAUCGGAGAGCAAACGACCGAAACGUUUGGCUGCGCUUAACAACAAGAAUAUACGACACGCUAUGAGCGAUGACAUCGACGAGGAUGUGGUCGAAGACUCGAUGGAUCCCAAAAUGAAGGCAUUGAUGGGUGAAAACCGGCGCUUAAGCGCACGACUCCGUCACUGCCUUAAGAAAAACGAAGCCCUCAUUAAUAUUAACCGAUAUCUGGAGGAAAGCCUUCGGCUGAUGGAGAGAAUAGAGAGCCGGGUUGUCACCGCUGUUUACAAUGUUAGUAAACUGAAUCCGGUGGUUAAGAAAUCUGUUUUAUGUAACAAACGAUCGGGGUCGAGAGCCGCGACAACCCGUAGACCAGUGGCCAACUAUCCGAAGCUCGUGUCCACAAUUUGGAAGUACUUCCAAGUGGUGGAAAAUCCGGACUACAAAGUGAUUAAAUGUAAUUUCUGUGAGAAAGAGUUCCGGUCGAAGACAUUGAACGCAUUCCAGUCGCGCCUCCAUAUCGUCGAGUCGUGCGAUAAGUUGAUUAAAUGUAAUUUCUGUGAGAAAGAGUUCCGGUCGAAGACAUUGAACGCAUUCCAGUCGCGCCUCCAUAUCGUCGAGUCGUGCGAUAAGUGUCCGCAAGAGAUCAGAGAUCUCGAGAACAUAUGGCGCCAAAAGUCCAAAGUAGACAUUUGGCGACACUUUUCGGUGACCAACACCGGACCCACCGGUUUCACGGCUUCGUGUUUGUAUUGCGGUCACCGCUAUUCACACAAAAAUGCCACAAAAGGCCGCAAACACAUUGUCUUCCUCUGCAAACAAAUACCAGCGAACAUCAGAGAGCAGAUCCGCGGCGAAUGCACUCAAUAUUAUCUCAUGAAUUGCCAGACGUCGGACUCUAAGGUCAAUACGUUUACAAAGAGUGAGCCCAAAGAGGUGACUGCCGUCAAACCAACGUCCAAACGCAAC